CUGAUUCAAACGAUACGCAGCCCUCAUUCGUUACAUUUAGUGUUCACUUUAUCUCUGGCCCAUAAAGAAAAGUUAAUCCGUCACUAACCAAUUUUACAAAAUCGUUCAUUAUUCCUGAGUGAUCUCUAGGUACUAAUCCUUCCGCGUUUGGGAACAUUACUUUGUUUAAGAUGGAGUCGUUACAUUAUGAUUAUGAUCCGUUCGUGUUUUGGAAAAUGUGCAUUAUUAGUGACUAUAGAUCGACGAGGAUUUUAAUUGAACCAUGAAUAGCAGCAAAUGAACUGAUCGGGGGUAGUGAUCAUCAUGUUACACAGUCGCACCAGUUAAUCGAUUCGAACGUUAAUGCCGGAGAGUGAUUCUCUUAGGACAAUUAGUUCUGGUCUAGUUCGCACAAACUCUGAGAUUCUCCAAAACCUGGAAAUCUAUCAUUUUCCAACUGUUGCUCAGUACGUUCAAAGUGGCUUCUUAAUAAUUUUUAUUUUCAAAAAAUGAACUUCAGAAUCAAAGGCUUAGGCUCUUUUGACCGCGUCUUUCUUUUCGUCCCCGUACUGUUAUUUUUGGGUACAGUUACUUUUGAAGUCAACGCUGUUUUCUACUUGGAGCAGAGGCACAGCUUGGAAAUGGACGACGAUCUUUCGGAUGUUAAGUGGCAACAAAUCGAGAGUGCCAAACAUGCCUUGUACGAGUGUGGGAACCAACAGCACAAGAGUGAUGACCGUGUGAAGCCCCGUUUCACGAUCCAGUGUAAGCAAGUUACGGACAUGAUGCUUCGGCAUCGAAUCUCUCACGAAGGCAGCUUCUACGUUGUGUUCAAGCCUAUGCUGACUAAAUGGGCGUAUCUACAUCUGGGCGGGAAGUUUGUGCGCCGCGGGUUAGAGUUUCCAGCGGAUCUGCGAGUGGGAUUCCUUCCGAACCCGAACAAAAAGGGCAUUGACUUCCCGAUGUUUGCGCCCUAUGGUAAUCAAGAUGGUCUACUGGGACUUUUAGCCGUGCUCCAGCCCCUGGAGGCCUUAAAGAUCCCGCGGAAGGAUAUCAUAGAAUUAGUAAUAUACAUGAAUACCGUAGUGAUUUACAAAGUGGAAAUGGCCUGCUUAUGGACGCUGUCUACGUUUGUCAAGACGCUCAGGAUUUUCAAGGAUUCCUUGUUGACCUUCCAGAUUCAAGGGAUGCAAGGUGGACUCAUGAAAGCGGAGCAAUGGAAUAAACUCGCGAGACUAUUUUUGAAUAAGAUGAUGGAUCCUUGCGCGCUGCCUCAGGAGUAUUUGAGAAAAGCGGACGAAACGAUGACCGCGGAGGAGAUGUGCCAAACUUACUGCGAUUACUUGAUGACGAUUAAAUCGUAUUUUCAAAUCAAAAUUCGUUGGUGCAACAAACUUAGCAGUAAGAAAGCAAAUUGUGUAAGAGGAGCAUGUACGUGUUACACUGGCGCGUGGCAGUGGGUCCAGGCGCGAAUGACCGGCUGCAACAACUCGUAUCGCAAAGAACUUGACAGAUUAAUCUCAACAAAAGUCCCCUAUCAGCAGGCGGUGCUAGCUUUGGAACAGGCAGAGCUACUUGAUUAUGAUUAGCUCUCGAAGCAAUGAUAGUUUUGCACCAAGUGAUGGGACAGCUUCAUUUCAUAGCGCGCCCCGCCAACAGAAGCGGAUCCAGCAAUUUGGCAACACCGGAUCCAGCAAUUUGGCAAC
Bemisia tabaci is the source of this 1685-nucleotide messenger RNA. RefSeq lists its product as uncharacterized. Lineage: Eukaryota; Metazoa; Arthropoda; Insecta; Hemiptera; Aleyrodidae. The record is from RefSeq and is a predicted model, not a curated record.